Micropterus dolomieu (smallmouth bass) is the source of this 4293-nucleotide messenger RNA. It is a transcript of the gene loxl2a, whose product is annotated as lysyl oxidase-like 2a. Gene Ontology annotation, biological process: sprouting angiogenesis; peptidyl-lysine oxidation. Lineage: Eukaryota; Metazoa; Chordata; Actinopteri; Centrarchiformes; Centrarchidae. The transcript has 14 exons. Bases 164 to 2398 code for a protein of 744 amino acids. Gene Ontology annotation, molecular function: protein-lysine 6-oxidase activity; copper ion binding. Gene Ontology annotation, cellular component: membrane. The record is from RefSeq and is a predicted model, not a curated record.
AAAGAAAACAGCCAGAAGAGUACUAAAAGGGACAAAGAACCGCUGCUUCACAUCUCAUCCUCUCCAGCAGGUUGGAAACCCCAAAGUCUGCGUCUCGGAAAAGGGUGUACUGCUUGUUCUUCGUCUGUCAAAAUUGCUGUCUUUCCCUCCCUCGUCCUGCAUCAUGCUGUGCCCAGUUGCCAUUCGCUGUCUCUUGUCCACCUUGCUGUGCAUGUGGGCGCUGUGCAACGCUCAGUCAGACUCUAGCCCCCCUGUACAAAUCCAGCUACGUCUAGCCGGGGAGAAGAGGAAACACUACGAGGGCCGCGUGGAAGUUUUCUACAAUGGAGAGUGGGGGACGGUGUGCGAUGAUGACUUCUCCAUCUACGCUGCCCAAGUGGUGUGCAGAGAGCUUGGCUUUGUGGAUGCCGUGUCCUGGUCGCCCUCAGCCAAGUACGGAAGAGGAGAAGGCCAUAUCUGGCUGGACAAUGUGCACUGCACUGGUGGAGAGAAGAGCCUGGCUCAGUGUCAGUCCAAUGGAUUUGGAGUGUCUGACUGCAGACAUUCAGAGGAUGUCGGAGUGGCGUGCACGCAGAAGCGCAUUCCAGGCUUCAAGUUCAUCCAGAACCAAGCCAACAGCCAUGAGGGUGUGACGGUGCAGGUGGAGGAUGUAAAGAUCAGGGCCACUUACUCUCACAGAAAAAGGAUUCCCAUCACUGAUGGCUUUUUGGAGGUGAAAGACGGGGGCAAGUGGAGACAGGUCUGUAACGAGGAUUGGACGGAGAUGAACACCAGGGUCAUCUGUGGCAUGUAUGGCUUCCCUGGGGAGAAACGCGUGAAUACCCGACCCUACAAAUUGCUGGCUAAGCGUCGUAAGAAGAACUACUGGGGUUUCUCUGUCAACUGCACAGGCAACGAGGCCGACCUGUCUGAUUGUAAGCUGGGCCGAGAGAUCGAGCUGAAGGGUAACCGCACCUGUGAGCAAGGAAUGCCUGUAGUGGUCAGCUGCGUGCCUGGACGCGCCUUUGCACCCAGCGUCAGCGCCGGUUUCAGGAAGGCCUACAGGGUGGAGCAACCCUUGGUGCGUCUAAGGGGUGGAGCUAUGAUUGGCGAAGGGCGAGUAGAGGUGUUGAAGAACGGGGAGUGGGGGACAGUGUGUGACGACAACUGGAACAUUCGAGCUGCCACCGUGGUGUGUCGAGAGCUGGGGUUCGGUAGCGCCAAAGAGGCUUUGACUGGCGCCCGACUGGGACAAGGGAUGGGGCCAGUCCACAUGAACGAGGUGGAGUGCUCUGGGUUUGAAAAGUCACUGACUGAGUGCUACUUCAACCGUGACGCUGUGGGAUGCAGCCAUGAGGAAGAUGCAGCAGUCAGGUGUAACGUUCCUGCCAUGGGCUUCCACAAUAGACUUCGGUUAAAUGGUGGCCGUAAUCCCUAUGAGGGCCGUGUGGAGGUCCUGGCAGAGAGGAACGGCUCUCUGGUGUGGGGCACAGUGUGCAGUGACAGCUGGGGGACCAUGGAGGCCAUGGUAGUAUGCAGACAGCUUGGAUUGGGCUUUGCGAGCCACGCUUUCCAGGAAACAUGGUACUGGCAAGGAGAUUCCUCAGCUGAUGCGGUUGUGAUGAGUGGUGUGAGAUGUUCAGGAACUGAGCUAACUCUGGAUCAGUGUCUACAUCACGGGAAACACACUGACUGUCCGAAAGGAGGUGGACGCUUCGCUGCCGGGGUCUCUUGUACUCAGACGGCCCCAGACCUGGUUCUUAAUGCCCAGGUUGUGGAGCAGACCACCUACCUGGAGGACAGACCCAUGUACGCGCUGCAGUGUGCCCACGAGGAGCACUGUCUGUCCAGUACUGCUGAAAAAGCCGACUCCAGCUCUUACCGCCGCCUUCUCCGCUUCUCCUCCCAGAUACACAACAAUGGCCAGGGAGACUUCAGGCCGCGGGCGGCACAUCACUCCUGGAUUUGGCAUGAGUGUCACAGACAUUACCACAGUAUGGAGGUUUUUACAAACUAUGACUUGAUGAGUUUAAACGGCACUAAAGUGGCAGAGGGCCACAAAGCCAGCUUCUGUCUGGAGGACACUCAUUGUGACGAGGGUAUUCAGAAGAGGUAUGAAUGUGCAAACUUCGGCGCACAGGGCAUCACAGUUGGCUGCUGGGACACCUACAGGCAUGACAUUGACUGUCAGUGGAUUGACAUCACAGACGUGAAGCCCGGUGACUACAUCCUUCAGGUCGUGAUAAACCCCAACUAUGAGGUUGCAGAAUCAGAUUACACCAACAACAUUAUGAAGUGCCGCUCCCGGUAUGAUGGACAUCGGAUAUGGACAUACAGCUGUCAUAUAGGUGGCUCACUGAGUUCAGAAACAGAGGACACGUUCCCAGGAUUGCUGACCAACCAGCUUUCACACAGGUAGACCGAAGACGGACAACGCGGACACUCUGACAUUAGGGAAGUGUUUAUUAAUGUUUGACAACCACUAGAGGUGCUGUACUGUUUUGCUUCCUUGGAGCAGUGCUGGAUUGUUGUUGGGCUCAGGGCUCAACUGGUACAACGGACAAUGAUUCAAUGGGAAAAUGAACUGCUUGCUUACUUAAUCUAUUAACCACAUUCAGCUAUGUGUGGGUUCUUAUCGCUUAUCGUGUCUUAGUGCUUUUGUUGUCAGUGAAAUGAAGGUUUUAACCUGGUGCUUAUUGGUAAAGAUGUCAGGGAGGGUUGCAGCCAAAUAACGUAUUCAAUCAAAUGUGCCAGCAGUUGUCUUGUAAGCCAAAGUUUGACCAAAGACUUUGGGAAAAGCCUCAAACCAAAAGGCAUUAGAUGAUGUUGGGUUUGCAUUGAAUGGAUGAAAAUAGUCGACUGCUAAAUGUGGUGCUACAACUGAAUCUCGCACUGUAUGUUCUUCCCACAAAACAGGUGAAUUGAACAGGGGGGUGUUUAAAUAACAUUUGCUUCCACAGUAUUGGAUAGUUAAAGGUUUUAACUAGUAACUGAAAACAAAUGCAGUACAUUAUUAUAAUUACUGUAGAUAGUGUCUUUUUUUCCUUUAACUUUCUACAAAGGAUUACAACUUGUAACCAAAACUGUAAAACAGGCUACCAAAUGUUGGAUUUAUUUUUACAUCAUCUAGGGUGACCAGAGGAGAAUGGAUGAAAUUCGGGACGAGGCUACUGGUACAUUCAGUGUCAAUGAACUUUAACACACGUGAACAUCAAAACAACAACGCUAAAAUUGCUUAUUUUUGUUCAUGAAGUCACCUGUCUGUCAUUAGGAAAAACACAACAACUGUGGAUAUGCAACAGUGGGUAAAUCAUGAUCUUUUACCUGAUUUCGAUUUUUAUUUUAUUCAUUCAUCAGUGCGGUGUCUGUCACAUCUGUCUGCGCCACGUGCAUGUUGUGUUUCUAUAAAUAAUAUCACAGAGUACUGUCUAGACCGGCUCUUUUAUGAGCGCUAUGAGAUAACUGUUGUUGUGAUUUGCGCUAUAUAAAUAAAAUUGAAUUGAAGAUCUCUCCGCCGUGGUUGCCUGAAGCUACACUUUCCCAGUCCUCGCAACUGUAACUUCCACUAACCACAAGAAAACAAAAAGGGCAAAAGAGCAUGAGUGUUACUUUGUGGCUAGAACAUAAUAACGCUGUUGACACAAUGUACAGAUAACCUGUAACCCCAGCUGGAGCAAGAGAACAACACAACGAUCAGUAUUUAAUGAUUAAUUAGGCUAGAAUCAGUUUAAUUUUCGGGACAAACCGGACAGGAGUCGGGACAACUUCUCGUAAUUCGGGACGGUCCUGAAUUUUUCGGGACGUCUGGUCACCCUAACAUCAUCUGCCACGACCCCUCCAGUGCUGAAUACAGAAGAUUCAUCUAUGACAACAGUUGCUUGGAUUAGUUUCUUAGAAAAGCUGUUAAGAACAUAAAUUGUCAGAAUUAAACUGACAGGAAAUGCGCUUUUUUUUUUCUCCCCUUCUGGGAUUUCAUGUUCCAUAUACUUGAGCUCACUUUAAGAAAAAUGUUUUAUUUAUUGAUUUGUUUUCUUGGUUGCUACAGUAGACACAUUUUCAUCUUCAUGAUCCAUGCAUGCCCUCAAGCUUCUUUCUCCGUGAGUUUGGUGAUUUUUGUUACAUUAUUGCUGUCAGGGACUAUGAUAUGAUAUGGAUGUACUGUAAAAGCCACAAAUAUGUAAGUAAGUAGUAUAUGUAUGUGAAAAUUCAAGGGUUAUGCAAAGGGGUAUUUGUUGCUUGCUACUUGACUGUUUUGUAUGCAUGGAUGAAUGUGGAAGAGCAUUACAUUUUUUAAAUAAAAAUGGUCAAAGCACA